Messenger RNA from Conger conger (European conger), 3434 nucleotides. RefSeq names its product death-associated protein kinase 2-like. Gene Ontology annotation, cellular component: cytoplasm; nucleus. NCBI's taxonomy places the organism in Eukaryota, Metazoa, Chordata, Actinopteri, Anguilliformes, Congridae. Bases 363 to 1448 code for a protein of 361 amino acids. Gene Ontology annotation, molecular function: ATP binding; protein serine/threonine kinase activity. The transcript is spliced from 13 exons. Gene Ontology annotation, biological process: intracellular signal transduction; protein phosphorylation; positive regulation of apoptotic process. The record is from RefSeq and is a predicted model, not a curated record.
CCAGUCUUUCAACUCGGACACGGAAACCGCCAAAGGAGAGCGGUGAGAAUACGAGCACGGAUACUAUUUCAGAACAACUGCGAAGACGCUUGGGGGAUAAUGAGUAAAUCGCAACUACAACUACACACAACUCGGAAUUGAUUUCCACGUGCAUUAUCUAGCCUACUUUAGGCUACGGCUCAACAGAUUCAGAUUCAGAACAAUUUAUUAACCAAUCAAUCGAACAGGACACAUCUGGGAAACAAGAAACACCUGUCAGCCCAAAAAUGGUGUGGUCUGAUACAAAAGGACAGUGCAGCAUGCAGUAGCAGGUGAAUGCAGUGGGACCAGUGAGAGAGCGAGAGCGAGUGAAGGACCGCAGGAUGGCUCUGUUCAAGCUGCAGAAUGUGGAGGAUUUCUAUGAGAUCGGACAGGUGCUGGGAAGUGGCCACUUCGGGCAGGUGCGGGAGGUGUGUGAGCGCUCCUCGGGCGUGCGGUGGGCGGGGAAGUUCCUGAAGCUGAGGAAGAACGCCAGCAGCCGGCUGGGCAUGGAGAGGAAGAGCGUGGAGAAGGAAGUGGAGAUCCUGCAAGCCCUGCAGCACUGCAACAUCAUGGCCCUCAAAGACGUGUUCGAGAGCAGAGCUGAGGUGGUGCUCAUUGUGGAGCUUAUCGGAGGGGGUGAGCUGUUCGACUUCAUCGCGGAGAAGGAGAAUCUGUCAGAGAACGAGGCGAUUGAGUUCAUCAAACAGAUCCUGGAGGGGGUGGGAUUCAUGCACAGCAAGCGCAUCGCCCAUUUUGACCUCAAGCCAGAAAACAUCAUGUUGUUGGACAAGGAGGUGCAGCACCCGCACAUCAAGGUCAUUGAUUUUGGACUGGCCCACUUUCUUACCCCGGGGGAGGAGUACCGGAGUCUGUGUGGCACCCCCCAAUACAUUGCUCCUGAAGUGAUAAACUACGAGCCCCUGGGCGUUUCAGCGGAUAUGUGGAGUAUAGGUGUUAUCACUUACAUUCUGCUGAGUGGCAUGUCCCCCUUUCAAGGAGAUUCAGAUGAGGAGACGCUAAGAAACAUUGUGGAGAUGAAGUACGAGUUUGAUGAGCAGUAUUUUAACCAGACCAGCGCCAUGGCCAAAGACUUCAUCCAGAAGCUGCUGACAAAGGAUCCAACUGAGAGAAUGAUAGCAGAGCAAUGUCUGCUGCAUCCCUGGAUCAAGCCACUUACACGGAAGCAGAGGGCCAACAGGAGUCGCUCGUCAAUCAACAUGAAGAACUUUAAGAAGUUCAAUGCCAAGAGGAAGUGGAAGAUGUCCUAUAACAUGGUGUGGGCCUGUAAUCGACUCUGCCGGCUGAGGCUGCUCUGUAAAACCAGUGCUUCUCAGGACCAGGAGCUGAGAAAGUGUGAGAGUGACCAGGAGGACACUGAAACCAAGCCUGCCUCCCUCAUUCGUCGCAGACUCAGUAGCAAUUCAUGAAUGUGUCCACAAGGGGGCGGAAAAUAUCCAAAUGGACUCCAUCACCAUACAGGAAUGCAGAGCUCCGAUUGCCCUAGUGUGGGGAAAGAUUGAAGGGAUAUGGUUCAUAUUGUCAUUAAUUCACCAUUAUGCUAUGUCUUGAUUUAUAUUGUGUGAUAUUAAGGGUGAUGUAUGCACACUGGUCAAUAGCAUUACCUAGAUGGGAACACCUAGUCCCUAGCAUGGAGAAAUUAAUGUAUACAAUGGAACUGUUCUCCAAUUUGAUUUAAAAUCAAACUAGCAUCUGGGGAUACUUUGAGAACAAUGGUUUUCUGCAUUGAAGCAUUAUUAUCCAAUGAAUUUACAAUAUUGUGACACAGCUCUGACAGAUAUGUGACAUCUAGUGACAGCUGCUAUAUAAAAAUAUAAAAAAAACAUAAUCUAGCCAGCAUAUUAUUACUGCGUAGAAUACCUUUAAGACUACAACAAGGGAAAAAACUGCAGAACAGUUUAUUCUCUGAAAUGAGUGACCAUCCCAGAACAGGUAUACCCACAGGUCUCAUUACAUUAUGGACAGAAUGGACAGAAGCCAUCUGAAGCGUGAGAAGGCAGUGCAACUUUACAGUCUCUACUAUUUCGCUUUGGCAUGUCAUUAAAUGCAUACUUAACACUGUUUACACUAGGAUUGUUCUCAUUUUUAUUUCAAAGUUACUUGAAAUUAAGUUACUUGAAAUGUAUCAUGUAGUAAAGUUAAUAGUGCUGGGGUAAAGUUGAUAUAGCUUGAGUUGAUUGAAUGAACUCUCUUGAUUCAAAAGAGACCCUUCCAUCAAUAGAAAUGCAUAAAUGAAUGUAGAGAGCUACAGUACCGUGUGUGUGUGUGUGUAUCACAGCCCUUAAGGAAAUUUUAUAUACUGCAUAUUGACUUAAAAAUAUACACUCACCAAGCACUUUAUUAGGAACAUUUUUACUGUGGGCAGAACAGAAUCAGAACUGAAUCAGAAUGGCCAGACUGGGCAAAGCUGACAGGAAGGUGACAGUAAUGCAAAUAACCACACAUUACAACAGUGGUAUGCAGAAGAGCAUCUCUGACCACACAACGCAUCAAUAAGUCUAAAAGAAUAGUACCUAAUAAAGUGCUCACUGAGUACAUUAUCAAGAAAAGUAACAAUUCACAAUAGAUGGAAAUUAUUGCCCCUUUCAGAUUCUGCAGUGUAUAUUCUUUAAAUAGAAUAUUGUGAAAUAUAUUAAUUAUUUUUUAUAAUAUUUAUAUUGUAUAAGUCCACAAAUUUCCAAUAUAUUGCAGUAUAUUUCAUUUCUGUAAAUGGUUACAGCAUUAUUAUACAUGGUUGAUGCAUUUCUCCAGGGCAAAUGACAUGCUAUAGCUUUUGGUUUUUGCAUACUAGUCUAUCUACGCAGCUGAGCAAAGUAACACUUGCAGUAUUGAAGUGUGUUAGUUCAGGACACACUGGUGCUCAAACAAGAAACCCAACCUACAGUCUUCUGGCUUAGUACCAGUUUAGUACCACUGUAUGCCACAUUGUCUCCCAUACCUCCACAAAUGCCUGUGUUUUUAACCUCAGGUCACCUCUCUGGGCCAGGUCCUGUAGGCCUAAUUUAAUGUAUAAUAUCCACCCAACCUCUAAAUAAAGUUAAACUUGAACCAUAACAAAGAUAUAAGGACACAAAAGUAAGUUUAGCAUAGUGAACUGAAGGAAUUAGAUCAUUGCUAAUGUAGUAUUUGGUAAUAUUAAAGUAAAAUAAGCUUGGUUGAACUUUUGCUUCGUUUUGAUAAUUUUGGUAACCAGUAGGUUACAGGAUUUGAAAGUUGUUGAUACAGGAAGAGGAGCACAGCAUUUCCAAAUGUCCCUCAGAUAAAAAAUAAAAAAAAGUAGUUUUUUAGUGUGUGUUUUUAUAUUCUUUUUGAUGUGCCAUUUUGUGUGCAUUACAACCAUUACAAUUUUACAAAUGUGUGCACUGUGUAUUCAAUAAAUAAUUUCUGGUACUUUU